Molecule: messenger RNA, 797 nt
Organism: Chenopodium quinoa (quinoa)
Lineage: Eukaryota; Viridiplantae; Streptophyta; Magnoliopsida; Caryophyllales; Amaranthaceae
Product: DNA-directed RNA polymerases II and IV subunit 5A-like
Exons: 4
Coding region: 1-600 (199 amino acids)
Biological process (GO): DNA-templated transcription
Cellular component (GO): RNA polymerase III complex; RNA polymerase II, core complex; RNA polymerase I complex
Molecular function (GO): DNA binding; DNA-directed RNA polymerase activity
Source: RefSeq, a predicted model, not a curated record
AUGUCUUCAUCUGAUGAUGAAAUUACAAAACUCCUCAAAGUUCGGAAAACUGUAAUGCAAAUGUUGAAUGAUCGAGGCUAUUUAGUAACAGAUGACGAAAUCAACAUGACCAAGCAACAGUUUAUUGAGUAUUAUGGUGACAAUAAGAGCCGAGACAACCUUUUCAUGAUUAAGAAUAAGCAAAAUGAUACUUCUGAUCAGAUUAUGGUUAUCUUUCUGAUUCCGGAGCCAUCCAAGGAAACCAUAGGUAUAGGCCCACUCAAGAAAUGCAUUGAGAGGAUGCAAUCUGAGAAAAUAUUCAGGGCAAUUUUGGUGACUGAACAUGGUUUGACAGCUGCAGCAAAGAAGGCUGUUGAAUUACCAAAUAUAAAGUUAGAGGUCUUCCAGGAUUCUGAACUGUUGAAUAAUGUUACCGAGCACGAUCUUGUUCCAGAGCAUCAGGUGCUUACAGAUGGGGAAAAGAAGGCAGUGCUUGAGAAGUAUAAAGUUAAGGAAACUCAGCUACCGAGAAUGCUGGUCACUGACCCUGUUGCAAGACAUUACGGCUUUCAACGUGGGCAAGUCGUGAAGAUCAUACGUCCUAGUGAAUAUGUUAGCUGAUAUUUCUGAAUUUUGCUCCCUGGGUUCUUCCUGAAGUUUGUUACUUGGUGAAAAAGACUUAGUAUGUAGAUCAGUAGAUGAUGACUGCUAAUAUAGUGGCUGCUAUAUGCAUCAGAAACUGAGUUUUUGUGUAGAAUCAGAAUGUAUAAAGGGUAUGCUGACAAACAUUUGUGAACAAUCACACUGAAUUGCAAAGU